Molecule: messenger RNA, 3345 nt
Organism: Salvelinus fontinalis (brook trout)
Lineage: Eukaryota; Metazoa; Chordata; Actinopteri; Salmoniformes; Salmonidae
Product: forkhead box protein I1-ema-like
Exons: 2
Coding region: 1258-2421 (387 amino acids)
Biological process (GO): anatomical structure morphogenesis; regulation of transcription by RNA polymerase II; cell differentiation
Molecular function (GO): DNA-binding transcription factor activity, RNA polymerase II-specific; RNA polymerase II cis-regulatory region sequence-specific DNA binding
Source: RefSeq, a predicted model, not a curated record
CCGCCAUCUAUAAACGCGCGAUAUUCAUAUGAGAUUCGAAUCAUAAAUGAAUAGCUCACCAAAACCAAGCAGAACUUGAGCACACUGAAAAUGUUUCAGAAACAUAGCAUAAUCAAUGGCUAAACAGCUAAGUAGGUAUAACGCAAGGACGGGCUUAAGCUUACAUUUAUAAACUUCAAAUAUAUAUAUUUUUUAAUGACUUUAAUUGACAGGUGUAAGUAGCAGUUAGCUGACGUUAGUUCCGUUGGCUGGCCAGGCUAACCAUUGCAAAAUGUAUCCAAAGUAAACUAAACGUGAAGUCAGUGAGCUUGUCAAUCUUGGAUAAAAUAACAAACUUUUGAGUACUUUAAUUAAAUAGGCACCUUCUUAUUUAUAAAUAUUUACAAGUGAACUAAAUACUUACGAUAUCCGAUCGGGUCGUUAUCUAGCGGCCUCUUCCUCUGGAUGCCCAUGCGCACUGAGGAACAAACGUCCUGCCUCGUGCUGUGUGUAUCACAUUUUACUGGGUGCUAUCACAUUGUUUCCCCACACGGAGGCGCCAGGUUCUAACAAAGCAACAAAGUUACGGCUGAACCACUACCCUUUCAUGUGACUGAGAUGCCAAAAAUACACUUUACAAAGUUAUGGCAACAACAGACACAUUUGAAGGAGAGAAGAAAUACAUAUUUAUAAUGUUUGCCAUCAACGGCGGGCUCUAGAAUUCCAUAGCAAUCUAGCUAACUAUUUAGGUUCAGUGAACAGGCAUUUGGAAAUUGUAUAGGCCGAUAAUCAGCAAUCAUACACGUUUCUAGAAAUGUAUAUUUCAUUUGAUUUUUAAAAUUUUCUUCACAACACAAAAAUGGAAUGAAACGCUUACUAAGAGUAUGGGUGUAUAUUCCUGUGGAGAGGGAGCCUGAAGGAACUGGCUGACAGACACUCCUGUCAGAAUCCUCACCUGGCUAAACAACCAAUCAGGAUAAACGGGUGUUGCCAGGGAAACAGAUAAAACCUGUACAACAGUUGACAGUGCUGACAGAGCGAGGGCAAAGAGUAAACAGGUAGAGGUAGAGGUGUAGAGAGAGAGAGAGAGAGAGACACACACACACAAAGAGAGUGAGCGACAGACGAGAGAGAGACACACACACACACACAAAGAGAGUGAGCGACAGACAAGAGAGAGAGAGAGAGACCCCGUGGGCACAACUCAGACACUGAAACAGUCAUCAUCUUCCAAGGACCAGAACAACACAGGUGAGAGAGAGACUAGAGACUCUGACCAUGGCGUCGUUCGAACCUCAGGGCCAGUCUCCUCCUUGCUGUGGCCCCCAGUUCCCCAGCCUGGGCCAGGAACCUCCAGAGCUCAGCAUGUACAGUGACUGCUACUACCCCCCUCCAUCGCUCCCCAGCCCCCAGCGCACCACCCCCACCUCCUACGACUACAGCACCUCCUCCCCCAACCCUUACCUGUGGUUUAACGGAUCCGGCAUCAAUGCUCCCCCAUACCUGGCCACCACCGGGCCCCCAGGUAACCCCGGGCCCCCUUUCGUCCCCCAGCACUACGGAAUGCAGAGGCCCUACCUGGGGUCCAGCGGGGCGGGGGUCCCUGGGAGGGAGCUGAGCUGGUUCUCUCUGCCCUCACAGGAAGACCUGAUGAAGCUGGUACGCCCGCCUUACUCCUACUCUGCCCUCAUCGCCAUGGCGAUCCACGGCGCCCCGGAGCGGCGGCUGACCCUGAGUCAGAUCUACCAGUACGUGGCCGAUAACUUCCCCUUCUACAACAAGAGCAAGGCUGGCUGGCAGAACUCCAUCAGGCACAACCUGUCACUCAACGACUGCUUCAAGAAGGUCCCCAGAGACGAGGACGAUCCUGGUAAGGGUAACUACUGGACACUAGACCCAAACUGUGAGAAGAUGUUUGACAACGGAAACUUUCGUCGUAAGAGGAAGAGGAAGUCUGAUUCGCUGUCUGGAGGAGAGGGGGAGUCAGUAGGGCUGGAGUCAGGUGAUCCCAAUGACCGGGGGAGUCCCCAACCCCCCAGCAACCAUGGGAUCGACAUGUCCCCCACGCCAGAGAGAAUCCCCUCCCCUUCCUCCUCAGGUACCGCCCCUUGCCUGAGCAGCUUCCUGUCUGAGAUGUCUGGAGUGGCAUCUGAGGGAGCCAAUGUAAUCGGAGGAGAUUUGCUGAACCAGGCCCUGCCCAUAACCCUUACCCUGGACGGGACCCAGAGGCCUACACAGCCUGGGGGUUUUGGUAGUUACUGCCCUAGCUCAGGUGCUUCGGAGUGGGCUUCCCAGCUGCCGCCUCCUCCUGGCCUCUCCUCCUUGCCCACCCACUCCUCCCUGGGUUACAGCAGCCCCAUCCUCAGCCAGUUCAAUGGGCAUUUCUACCCUGGCUUGGGCUCAGCAAGCAUCCUAUACCCACAGGAAGGCACAGAGGUCUGAACAGACUUAGAGGGAGAGACAGGGAUGGGCAGAACACAGCUAGAGGUCUAAAGACACUAAAGAAAGAAGGAGUGAGAAAGAGACUUCUACCUGAGACACGACACAACACGACACACACACACACACACACACACACACACACACACACACACACACACACACACACACACACACACACACACACACACACACACACACACACACACACACACACACACACAGUAGUCUGUUAGCGCUGACAGGGCAGUGCUCAGUUGCAUGUGACAGCAGGAUGAGCAGGGCCUGGUUCCCACGGAAACAGCAGAGUCAGCCAUGACACAUAAAUCUAUAAUUGCUGACUGUCAUGACAUUUUGUAUUUAUUUGUAUUUAAGGUGUGUAUGUUAUUGGUUAUGUAUGUGUUUUUAUCUCUGAGUGUUUGCGUGUAAAACAUUUGUUCAACAUGUGCCAUUGUAGAAUAGUGAUUUGUGAUUGGAUGGCGCAGGCCUGGGUUCAGGUACAUAUGCAUUGAGUAUUUGUUAUUCAAAUAAUUUGUUUUGUGUAUUUUCAAAUAAACUGCUCAAAACAAGUACUUUUAAUUGAGCAUUUGAAUGGUUAUUUGUGAAAAAUGAAAUAGUCAACCAAAUUGAAUUUGAAAGUAUUUUCAAAUAUUUAUUUCAUAUACUAAUUUCAGAUACCUGGGUUAAAUGCAUGGGAGGGUAUUUGAGUCAGUGUAUUUGAGUAUUUCCUAAUACUUUCCAAGUGUAUACAUUUCAAUAUUCAACUACUUGUUUUUUUUUCAAAUACAUUUGAUCUGAAUACUUGUAUUGAAAAGUAUUGAAAAGUAUUGAAAAGUAUUGAAAAGUAAUGGAAAUACCUGAAAUAGCAUUUGAACCCAGGGCUGGUAUGGCUUAUACCAACAUUGGUCUCAUGUUUGUUUUUGAUAA